AGCACUUACAGUUCUGUUCUCGAAGGAAACGUUGCGAACGAUGUGUUUGCGACGCACAAAACACAUGGAAAUGACUCGACAGAUGGGACCUCCCCCUACCGAGGGGAUCAGAUGGAAUGCCGAGAUUACCGACGCAAGAAUGGAGAGCUCUCAAAACUCCGUCUCUUUGUAGCUCAUUAACGGCGGAGGAACUAUGUAAUCAACUCCUCCGGUGUGGCUUCUCGCUCUCACUGCAUCACCGGCCCUUAUCGCUCGUCGUCAGUCUUCUCGUCUCUUUUUCCUCUUUCCGACGGUCAACUCUUGCAUCAACAUUCCCGGCCUCCCAGUAUCAACAGUCUAUGGCAUGUGGGGUACCUGCGUUUAUUGCCGCUAGUCGGGCACACAUAGAAAGGCAGGCUAUUAGUAACAGCAGCAUUCCUGUUCUGUAAUUUAUCUCUCUUUUUUGAGUCCCUCAUCCCCGCCGUAUCCGUCGUCCUACGAAUGAUUAGUGUCGGCUUUGUCCGACUCUCUUAUCGCAACCUUUCAUUCAUCAGAACGGAGCCAAUCAUACAACAUACAAGUAAGCUUCGUUAUCACCCCAAAUGUCGUCUCCAUGCCUUUCCAAAAUCUAGUGGAACCCUUGCAAUCUCUUGGCAAGACCCUCACCAAAUUCAUUUGAAGAGCCCCGCCUUUUUGUGGUUCUCUUUCGCUUUCCCUUUUCCGGCAAACGCCUUGUUGCUUAUGUGUCAGGAACAAAUCUACCAUGCACCAAUUAAUAUUCAACGAUAAGAACUCAAACUGUACCACCGGCCCCCGAGCGUGUUCCUUCGACCUGGGGCUAUAAGAACCCUACGGUCCUAAGUCAGUAAUUGCCUGAACGGUUCAUGCGGUUUUCAUAUUUGUGAGGUGUCAUGGGCGGGGGAGGAGAGACGGGCCCCCUUGAAUGGUUAUAUACCCCCCUACACGUCUCUUCUUGAAUCCCUAUCCUUCAAGGAAAUUGCCAGUGACAUUGUCCCAUCAUCCCUUUUUCCCUCCAACCUCUUUCACUAACCUUAAACCUCUAACCUCUUUUGUAUUAUGAGGGCCAUCGCUCUUUUGUAUCUGUUGGGAACUGCCUUUGCUGUCCCCUCUCCUAAGAUCUCCAACGUUAAGAAGCCGGGUCAUUAUCACCAUCCUCAUCGUAGGGAUAUUGUCACCAAUGAGGUUGACGUCAGUGCGUCCUCUCCGACUACCUCUGCCCCCAAGGACAACAUCUGGAACUUCCUCUCUAAUGAUGAGGCUGCCGGUAUCAUUGCCUUCCUCCACAGCCAGACCGAACUCAAUUUGACAGCCGUGAAUGACGCUGGAGAUUGGGACAAUACCAUUACUGUUGUUGACCUCUUGCCCCCAAACAAAACUGAGGCUCUGUCUUAUAUGGACGGAAAUGGUACCAAGCCUGAACGUUGGGGUAUCGCCAGUCUGCUCUGUGGUGCGACUGAAGAGCCCUACGCUCAAGACUUGGUCGUCGGUCCUCUGCCGGUUUCUGAAGUCACCAUUUACUACCCGUACACUUACGGUACCCAUGCGCCCGACGCCAAGAUCAGGGUCUAUGAUAUGGAUGACAAUUCCGAGUUCCUUUCCGAUAUUGCUAUGUCAAUGAAGGAUAUCAUCUCCGACAUUCUCAACGCUACGAUUGACACUGCCGACGACCUUGCCGACACCUUUGACAUCUGGGGUAUCGACCCUCUCUGGCAUCAACCCGACGAGAAUGGUAACGACCGUGUCAUUUACUGGGCUGGCUUCUGGCGUUAUCCCGAUUCUUUGCAAAUGGAGAACAGCACUAUCAACUUUGAUGGCGAGACCCUUCUUCCUCAAGGUCUCUACAUCCAGACCGAUAUCACUGGUCGGGACAGGUCCAAGUGGGCCCUUAUGGGUAUCCUUUACGGAGACGAUUACUACACCUCUGUCGAUGAAUUCCGAGCUGCUUGGCAGAAGCCUGGUUUCAAAAAGUUCACUCCCAAUUACUCUGGCGACUGGAUCGGCACAGACCAAACGGGCGACGUCAUGCCGUUCGAGACUGAAGCUCCUCCUAUGAACGUCCAACCUGGUGGUCAAAGGUUUAAAGUUGACGAGGAUAACAAAUAUGUUGAGUGGAUGGAUUUUUCAUUUUACCUUACCUUUACCCGAGACACCGGUAUGAGGUUGUAUGACGUCAAGUUCAAGGGCGAGCGAAUUAUCUAUGAGCUUGGUCUUCAGGAGGCUAUUGCUCAUUACGCUGGUAAUGACCCUGUCCAGUCUGGGACUGCCUACCUUGACACCUAUUACGGCUUCGGUCCUUAUGCGUUCUCCCAAGUUCCGGGUUUCGACAUGCCUCUCUACGCCUACUGCAUGAACACUAGCUUCCACGCUGCCGAACUCUCUACUUCUCACCGAUGUGGCAUCUCCAUCUUUGAGGCCGACCAAAACUACCCUAUCCAGCGUCACUCGAAUAUGAAUUAUGUCUCCGCCACUAAGAACAUUGCUUUGACUCUGAGAAGUAUUAGUACUGUUGGUAACUACGAUUACAACUUCGAUUACAACUUCUAUUUGGACGGCACCAUUGAGACUGUCGUGCGAGCUUCUGGUUACAUUCAGUCUGCUUUCUACGCCAACAAUACCGAAUAUGGCUAUCAGAUUCACGACUCUCUUUCUGGUUCGAUGCACGACCAUGUCCUCAACUUCAAGGUGGACUUUGACAUCGCCGGUGUUGAGAACACUUUGGUGAAGCACAUCGUCGAGCCGAAGGAAAUCAAGUACAAGUGGAACAACCUUACUCGCUCUACUAUGCACUUGGUUAGGAAAGAGAUUACCAAUGAGGAUGAGGGCAAGAUGAACUGGUCUCACAACGGUCAGGAGCAAGUUGUUAUUGUUAACAAGGAUGCUCCCAACAAGUACGGAGAGCCCAAGGGUUACAAGGUUAUGCCGAGUCGAGGUGGAUCCGGUAUGCAUUUGACUAUUACCAACUCGAGCAACCUUUUCAACUCUCAAGGUUUUGCUACUCACCAGUACUAUGUCCUCAAGCGCAAGGACUCCGAGUUAAGGGCGUCCAACGCUUGGAAUGACUAUGACACCCAGCACCCCAUGAUCGAUUUUAGCAAAUAUUUUGACGGAGAAGACAUCGAGCAGGAGGACAUUGUUAUGUACUUCAACUUGGGUAUGCACCAUGUCCCUCAUACUGGAGAUUUGCCCAAUACUGUAUUUUCGACCGCCCAGAGCGGUAUGAUGAUCCUCCCUCACAACUACCUUCUCUCCGACCCCUCCCGCCAGGCUACCCAGCAGAUUCGUAUCGAUUAUAAUGUCAACUCUACUACAGAUGUGUACUCUUGGGCUAGCCAAGCCGCUACCGGAGAGCUCGACUUCUCUCAAAUCACUUGGGACCCUUACACUUACGACGGUGAUGUUUCCGUUCGCAAAUUCCCUUAUGACCCCCAAAAUCCAUUCAAUAACACUGAAUCUAUUGUAUAAAGCAAGGACUUUGUAACCAUUUUCGAAAGCUGAUAAAAGGAACAAGUAAAAGGAAAAUAAAGGAAGGGCGUAAAGGUCUGU
Cryptococcus deneoformans JEC21 is the source of this 3543-nucleotide messenger RNA. Its product is annotated as copper amine oxidase, putative. The record is from RefSeq and is a predicted model, not a curated record. The transcript is spliced from 17 exons. Gene Ontology annotation, biological process: amine metabolic process. Lineage: Eukaryota; Fungi; Basidiomycota; Tremellomycetes; Tremellales; Cryptococcaceae. Gene Ontology annotation, molecular function: quinone binding; primary methylamine oxidase activity; copper ion binding. The coding region runs from base 1057 to 3462 and encodes 801 amino acids. Gene Ontology annotation, cellular component: plasma membrane.